AUGCACCCAAUGAGACAAGCGGAGCGUGGACGGGACAGCACCUUAUUGGUUGAGGGCUGUCCAGCCUGGACGGGCGGUAGCUGUCCAAUGAAGUGCGAAGACUUCUCCCACCGUCGAGAGGAAGCCCCAGGUACCCCGCUCCUACGUCCAUCUAACGGGGGUUAUUUGACCGGUAAACUGCCCCUCACCCGUCUCACCAUUACUCGGCAACCGGGCGAACGUUUCGGGUUGCGUAUAUCCGGUGGUGUUCCUGUUUCCGGGCAGGAUGGCAUCGCUGCUUCCAACGGACCUCUGGGCCGUUGCUUGUCAUCCUUGUCCAACGAUGGCAGCAUUUUAGUUACCUGGGUUUCUUCGGAUGGAGCAGUCGGGCGGGAUGGACGUCUUAAACCGGGCGAUCGUCUAUUGGAAGUGAAUGGCCAUUGGAUGAUGGGUAGCACUUUGGAUGAGGCAUUAACUGGUACUUCCGAUCGGAUCGAUGAUGCAGCCCUCGGAUCUGCUCCUGGUCGAGUACUAAUCCAUCCUGAUGGAAUCAAACGGGGAAGAUGA
Molecule: messenger RNA, 546 nt
Organism: Echinostoma caproni
Lineage: Eukaryota; Metazoa; Platyhelminthes; Trematoda; Plagiorchiida; Echinostomatidae
Source: the annotation of a GenBank genome assembly